Molecule: messenger RNA, 1488 nt
Organism: Aspergillus steynii IBT 23096
Lineage: Eukaryota; Fungi; Ascomycota; Eurotiomycetes; Eurotiales; Aspergillaceae
Product: aspartate-semialdehyde dehydrogenase family protein
Exons: 3
Coding region: 288-1379 (363 amino acids)
Biological process (GO): L-threonine biosynthetic process
Molecular function (GO): protein dimerization activity; aspartate-semialdehyde dehydrogenase (NADP+) activity; NADP binding
Source: RefSeq, a predicted model, not a curated record
AUUCCAUUUACCUAAAUUGUUCAAUUCGGACGCAUCUUUCAAUUCUUGCUUUAUUUGACAUGCGAGCACCGGAAACCGCGCAAACGCCCUGCGGGGCAGCAUCUUCUGAGUCAUUUGCUCUCCCUAGCAUUGGCACCUGUUCAGGCUUGAGAAUUAAUACCACUGCAUCAAGCUUCUUCUAUACACCACUGUUAAAGCUUUGAUUUGAUUUUAGAUUGGCUAGCCUUGGAGUUCCCAAUUGACCAAAAAUCCAGAUACGAGUCUAUUCACCUAUUCCUUCGAUCGCAAUGACGUCCUUUCCGAAAAAGAAGUGCGGUGUUCUCGGUGCCACCGGCUCCGUGGGCCAAAGGUUCAUCCUUUUGCUCGCCGACCACCCUUUCCUAGAGCUUCACGCCAUCGGCGCAUCGAGUCGCUCCGCCGGCAAGCAGUACAAGGAUGCCGUGAAAUGGAAGCAGACUACUGCCAUGUCUGAGAAGCUCAGCGGUCUUGUGCUGCGGGACUGCAAGGCCGACCAGUUCAGUGACUGCGACCUUGUGUUCUCUGGUUUGAACAGUGACAUUGCGGGUGAAGUUGAGAUGGAAUUCAUCAAGGCUGAAAUCCCCGUCUUUUCCAACGCCAAAAACUACCGCAAGAACCCCAUCGUCCCCCUCGUCGUCCCUACCGUGAACCCCCAACAUCUGGAUUUGAUUCCUCACCAAAGGAAGCACUUUGGCUUGAAAAAGGGAUUCCUGGUUUGCAACUCGAACUGUGCCGUUAUUGGUGUUGUCAUUCCGUUCGCAGCGCUCCAGGCCAAGUUCGGCCCCGUUGAGGAAGUUGAGGUCUUCACGGAGCAGGCUCUGUCUGGCGCUGGAUACCCUGGAGUUCCCAGCAUGGACAUUCUGGACAACGUCAUCCCGUUUAUCAGCGGCGAGGAAGACAAACUGGAAAACGAGGCCCAGAAGAUCCUGGGAUCCUUGAACGGAGACGCUACCGCUUUCGACGAGCAGGCUGGCCUCAGAAUCGGAGCUACGUGUACCCGUGUGGGAGUUACCGAUGGCCAUAUGGCUUUCGUGUCGUUGCGAUUCAAGAACCGCCCGGGUCCUAGCGCCGAACAAGUUGUGCAGGCGAUGAGAGAAUAUCAGUCCGAGGCGCAGAAAUUGGGCUGCCCUUCGGCACCCAAGGAGGCUAUCAAGGUGUUCGACGAAGCCGACAGACCGCAGCCCAGACUCGAUAGAGACAUCUCCGGUGGGUAUACCGUCAGCGUGGGGCGGGUACGUGAAGGCGCGCAGGGUGGCUACUUCGACCUCAGAUUCGCGGCCCUCUCGCACAACACCGUCAUCGGCGCUGCUGGAUCUUCGAUCCUCAAUGCUGAGGUGGCUGUCAUCAAGGGCUACAUCUAAAACAAGCCUGACCAAAAUUUGCAUAUAGCGGCCAGAAAGGGCAUUGACAUCACUAGUAACGAGAUCUAGAGUCCAAUGAAGAUAGAACCCAUAUACACCCGCGAACAGG